CCGUCUGGACAUGGAGGAAUACAUAGGAGAACUAAGCUAGAUGACGGAGGUUUCUUUCUUGUUUCUUUACCACGAACGAAUUUAUCCUCCCUUCCGAACCCGGAACACAUCCUCCACCUCGGGCGGCCCAUGCACCUCCUCCUUUCCUUUCCCUCACGGCCUGCCGCCCUCUCCAGCCCCAGCCCAGCAGCCGCCGCCUGCCUCUCCUACCUCCAGCCACCGCCGCCCCUCUCUCUCUCUCUCACAGAGAUCAAAACGGCCCCCGAAAAUCCGCCCGAAUACGGAAAAACACCAUCCAAAUCCUAACCGAACCCCUUCUUCUCUUUAUCCAACUCCGAUUCAAAUUAUCCCAACUCAAAUUGGAUAGAGUUCCGGCCGGCCGAAUCCUCCAAAUUCGCUGCCUGUCUAUUGGCCAGGGGAUCCGGUGAAAUCGGGCGGGGAACCGGUGGAGGAGGCCCUUGCCGAGCUCCUCCGGGCAGCUGGGAUGGCUCGGGGACGGCGGGGCGCUGUGGAUUUGCUCGGCGAUGAGUUCAGCUGAUGCUGCAUCUGUUCAGCAGAGAGAAGAAGAUGAGGCAGAGAGAAAGGAGUGGGAUCCGGGGGUGAGGGAUUAUGCCAGGGAGGGAGCUUGUAAUUAACAUCCGAUGAUCUACAAGAGAAAGGAAGGGGAUUCGGGGAAAUCAGAGCAGGAGGAAGGAGACACGGAGACGGAGAGAAGGCCGACUCGGAUUUGACUCCGACGCGACGCAGGGGAAGCGCGUCCAUAUAAUGCUGGGCGCGUGCAACUUUGAGAGGCACAACAAGCGGUGGCCUUCGAUUCGAUUCGAUUCUUGGGGGCGUUCAGAGUGACCUCGUGAAUCCAUCGAGUUCCGGCGAGAGACAUGGCAGGUGCAGGGCCUUCGACAAGCGCGGCGGUGGCGCUGCCGUUCCUGGUGCACGACGUUGGAUCAGAAUACUAUGAGCCCCAGUCGCAGUACGGCAUCGCAAGCCAAUCCCUGGUGGACGCAACCAUCGAGCAGCUCCAAGACCACCGCUGCUUCGAGACCCCGCAGGGCUGGAUCCUCGCGCUCGACCCUGCCUCCCUGCGCACAUUCCUGUGGCGGCCCGAGGACGGCGAGCGGAUCACCAUGCCGUCCAUGGACAAGGACUUGCCCAUGAACUGCAAGUGCCUGCUCUCCGACAAGCCCAGCGCCAGCUUUUGCGCCGUGAUGGUCCUUGAUCUGGAUGACUUCGAUUACUGGCUCUGCCCGAUCGGGGGAAGCAAGUGGGAACGCCAUGGCUACUCGCUGACCAUGUACAACGCCAAGGACCAGCCCGUGGAAAGGCAUAUGGCACGGCGCCAUGGCAUUGCUGCUGUUGGAGGCAAGGUCUACUUUGAGUUUACCGGGAACGAAUUGGGAUUCGUUGAGUUUGACUCCGUCGAUCACAAACCGAACCUUGGGAUGAUCGAGGUCGACAUGAUCGACACUGUGAUGCCGUUGUGGUCGAGCUACCUCGUCGAGUCCUGCGGCGAGCUCUUUCUAGUUGUAGUCUUCUUUGAUGGCGAUAACGUGCACAAGAUCGCCGAGGUUGCGGUGUGCAAGAUGGAUUUCUCGACACCAGCUUGGUGCAAGGUGGAAACGAUAGGUGAUGAUCGGGUGUUUCUUCUCGGUGGAGAUCGGAUUGGGGUUUCGAAUUUUGGAGCAUCGUGUUCGGCUUCUCAACAUGGGCUGACCGGCAAUUGCUUAUACUUUCUGAAUCACAUUGCAAUCAACGAGAACUUUCUGCAUGUGAUCAACUUGGAGAAAGGGACUGAAGAAGUGCAGAGGCCCUUUAGAGGUUUCGUUGACCCAUUGCGUCCGCCAUUUUGGAUGUUAACUACAGAUCCAUGACUAGUAGCAUGAUUAGACCAUAGCUUUGUUGCACUAUCUCUAAUGUCAUUUUGUAACUUUCAUUGUCCAAUUCAUCAUUGAUGUAGUUUCCGACGAA
This is a messenger RNA of Phragmites australis (common reed), 1965 nucleotides long. RefSeq lists its product as uncharacterized. The transcript has a single exon. The coding region runs from base 879 to 1868 and encodes 329 amino acids. The record is from RefSeq and is a predicted model, not a curated record. NCBI's taxonomy places the organism in Eukaryota, Viridiplantae, Streptophyta, Magnoliopsida, Poales, Poaceae.